Melanotaenia boesemani (Boeseman's rainbowfish) is the source of this 4573-nucleotide messenger RNA. It is a transcript of the gene plcg2, whose product is annotated as phospholipase C, gamma 2. The record is from RefSeq and is a predicted model, not a curated record. Lineage: Eukaryota; Metazoa; Chordata; Actinopteri; Atheriniformes; Melanotaeniidae. Gene Ontology annotation, biological process: phosphatidylinositol-mediated signaling; positive regulation of epithelial cell migration; phospholipid catabolic process. The transcript is spliced from 34 exons. Gene Ontology annotation, molecular function: protein binding; phosphatidylinositol-4,5-bisphosphate phospholipase C activity. The coding region runs from base 439 to 4176 and encodes 1245 amino acids.
UGUGGAAGUUUCCUCAAACUGUAAAAUGACACGUUAAAGCUGGUUUGUAGAGCAUCUCGUGGAGAACCGGCUCUGCGUCCUGCAGGUCGCUGCUGCGGCUCCGCGCUUCUCAUUUGCAUAGAUACGUCCAUGCUUCCGGAUUGGUUUUUAUAUUUAACCUACAAGCUACGCAUAUAAUGCAAGUUAACUUUUACUUCCUUGUGCACACGCGGAUAGAGGAACUGACCGUCCUCAGGCUGGUCUUUUGUCAACACUCCACAUCCUCUCCUGCUUCAUUUUAUAACCUCCAAACCAUGAUCUGAUAGAAAACAAGCGCCGACUGUGUGGAGCCGACAAGCCAUUUUACUGAGCGGUGAUCCAUGCCCAGACAUUUCAGCUCCAUCGCGGUCGCUGAUAACAGCCCGAGUCCUUCUCAGCUCUGGCACGAAGACCAGAGAGAUGGCUCACUCGGGGCAGCAGGGCGAGAUGACGGAGUACAGGAAGAUCCAGAUCAAGAGCUACAUGGAGAUGGGCGUAGUCAUGACGGUGUUCCGGCAGAAGGCGGAGCGGCUCACCGUGCAGGUCAUCAUGGAGACCAAGCAGGUGGCGUGGACACGCACUGCAGACAAGACCGACGGCGUCUUGGACCUGAGCGAGAUCCGGGAGAUUCGUCCAGGGAGGAAUUCCAAGGACUUUGAGCGAUUCAGAGACGGGAAGGACAAACAUGACGAGAGCACCUGCUUCACCAUCUUCUAUGGCUCCCAGUUCGUUCUCAGCACCCUCAGCCUGGGAGCUGAUUCUCCGGAGGAGGCGCAGAAAUGGCUGGUGGGACUAGAAAUGCUGAGGGAAGAGGCUCUGGCAGCUCCGACUCCGGCUGUUAUAGAGAGCUGGCUGAGGAAGCAGAUGUAUUCUGUCAAUCAGACCAAGACCAACAGCAUUUCUGUGAAGGAACUGAAGGCUUUGCUUCCUAUGCUGAACUACAAGACCACAAACUCUCGAACUCUGAAAGAAAAGUUGCUGGAAGUGGGAGUAAAGAAAGACCGCCUGGACUUUGAGCAUUUUCAUAAGUUUUAUAACCUGAUCAUGUUUGAACAGAAUGAGAUCCUUGAUGAGUUUAAAAAGGAAGCAUCUUUUAUUCUGGGUAACACAGAUAAACCAGAUGCCUCGGCUGUUCUGCUGCACGACUUUCAGCGAUUUCUCAUUUAUGAUCAACAGGAACCCUGGGCCAAUAAUCUAAAUCGGGUCAGGGAACUGAUGACCACGUUUAUUGAUGACACCAUGAGGAAAACCAACGAUCCCGAGUUUACUGUCAGUGAGUUCCUCGGGUUCCUGUUUUCCAAGGAGAAUUCUAUUUGGGACGAGAAGGUCUCAGAGAUCAGCAACUUGGACAUGAACAACCCUUUGUCCCAUUACUGGAUCAGCUCUUCACACAACACAUACCUGACAGGUGAUCAGCUUCGCAGUGAAUCGUCCACAGAGGCUUACGUCCGCUGUCUCCGGCUGGGAUGUCGCUGUGUUGAAUUGGACUGCUGGGAAGGCCCCGGGGAGCCGAUCAUCUACCAUGGCUGGACCCGGACAACCAAGAUCAAGUUUGAGGAUGUGGUCAAAGCCAUAAAUGAGCACGCGUUUGUCACCUCAGACUUUCCAGUGAUUCUGUCCAUUGAGGAGCAUUGCCCCAUCGAGCAGCAGCGUCAGAUGGCUCGCAUCUUCAAAGAAGUGUUUGGAGACAAACUUCUAUCCGAACCUGUGGAGCACAUGGCCGAACAGCUGCCUUCACCUACACAGCUUAAGGGCAAGAUCAUACUGAAGCACAAGAAGCUCAAUGUGGAGGGCGGCGGGACCAGUAAAGACUUUAGGAAGGGUGAGAAACAAGGCGAUCUGGAGAUCUGGGACCCUGUGGACCAGCGAUGGAACAAGCACUACUGCAUAAUUUCUGAUGACAAGCUGUACUAUGCAGAGGAGUAUGAGGAAGAAGAGGAAGAUCCCAGGAAGUAUACGGACCUUCACUGUGCCGAGCCGUGGUUUCAUGGUCACAUGAAGGAGGGCAGGUUGAUGGCCGAGCGACUGAUCCAUGAUUACUGUGCAGAAACUGGGGGACAGGACGGCAUCUUUUUGGUCCGGGAGAGCGAAAGAUUUGCCACAGACUUCACCCUGUCCUUCUGGCGCAGUGGGAGAGUCCAGCACUGCCGCAUCCGAUCCGGGUCGGAAGGGGGGCACACUUACUUCUUCCUGACGCCGAACCUGCACUUUCCCAGCGUGUAUUCUCUGAUCCAGCACUACAGGGAAAACCCGCUGCGCUGCCAGGACUUUGAGCUGCGCCUCACUGAUGCUGUACCCAAGCCUGACCCUCAUCUUCAAGAAGGGUGGUUCUACAGUAACCUGAGCAGAGGUCAAGCAGAGGAUUACCUGCUGAGGAUCCCCAGAGACGGAGCGUUCCUUAUCCGACAGAGAGAAGGAGAAGUAGACUCCUUCGCCAUCACGUUCAGAGGGGAUGGUAAAGUUAAACACUGCAGGAUCCAGAAAGAGGGCAACAUGUACCUGCUGGGCACAACUACAGAAUUUGAGAGCCUGGUGGAGCUGGUCAACUACUUCAGGAAGAAGCCGCUGUACCGCAAGAUCAAGCUACGUUACCCAGUCACCCCUGAGCUGGUUGACCGCUUCAGCACUGAGAAAAACUGUGCUUCUCUGUACGAGAUGAAGACAUAUGUGGAACCCAACGAGAUCGAGCCCUCAUUGCCCCAAAACACAGUGAGGGCUUUAUACAGCUACCAGGCGAAGAGGCCGGAUGAGCACAGCUUCCCCAGAGGAGCUUUGAUACACAACGUGUCCCAGGAGAGCGAUGGAUGGUGGAAAGGUGACUAUGGUGGAAGGAUGCAGCUGUUCUUUCCUGCUAACUACGUGGAGGAAGUGUCCAACAGCAGUCCACUUGACACUAAAGCACAGGAACUGGAAGAGAAUCCACUUGGUGAACUAUGUAAGGGUAUUGUGGACAUCUCCAAGUGCAACAUCCAGCACUUGAGGAGUGGUAAAAAUGCGAAGCCCCAUGUGCUGACCCUGCAGAACAUGGAGCAGGACAGCGUGCAGUUCGACCUCGCCACAGAUACUCUGGAGGAGCUGUUUGAAUGGUACCAGGUGGCCUGGGACAUUACUCAGAGAGAGAUGAGCAAGCAAUACAACAGGGAACAGGAGAUGAGACAGCAGGAGGAAGUGGAGAAGAAGGCAGAGGUUGCCAUGGAGAUGUCGGACCUGGUGGUCUACUGCCAGCCACGCAGCAAGGAGAAGGACCGCUUUGAGAGUUACACCUACAAAGAGGUCCGCUCCUUCGCAGAGAACAAGUUACCAGGAAAGAGCCGCACCAAGGACUUCCUGCAGUAUAACCGCAAAGGCCUGAGUCGCAUCUACCCCAAAAAUCAGCGAGUGGAGUCCUCGAACUAUGACCCCUACACCAUGUGGGUCCUCGGCUGCCACAUGGUGGCUCUCAACUACCAGACUGCGGAUAAAUACACCCAGCUGAACAGCGCCCUCUUCAGUCUGAAUGGGUGUACUGGCUACGUGUUGCAGCCUGAACUCAUGCGCGCUGAUGGCUACGAUCCUCAGGAGAAGAAGAAGGUCAAGUACAUCAUUAAAGUCAGAGUGAUCGCUGCCAGACACCUUCCUAAACCUGGACGCAGCAUCGCCAGUCCGUUCGUGGAGAUCGAGUUGUGUGGACACACAGAGGAGAAGUUCAAGACUAUUGUCUAUCGAGAUAAUGGUCUAAAUCCCACCUGGAAAGCCCCUGCAGAGCCCGCGGAGUUUACCGUAUAUGAGCCGGAACUCACCUUCCUGCGCUUUGUGGUCAAUGAAGAAGACAUGUUCUCAGACCCCAACUUCCUGGCUCAGGCCACGUUUCCUGUUAAAGGCCUCCGCUCAGGCUACCGCUCUGUUCCUCUGAAGAAUGGCUACAGUGAGAACCUGGAGCUGGCCUCUCUGCUGGUCUACAUCAAUGUGCAGCAAGCAGGGAGAGCAGAGGAAGAGCUGUACUCCUCCUCCAGCCAGCUGAGGAAGAAGCAGGCCGAGCAGAGCGAGUCCUUCCUGUACGACACCCACGCCAACAUUCAGCGGCCCACCCCGCCUCGCCAGCAAAACCAGCUCAUGAGAGAGUCCAGCGAGAAAAGGACAAAAGAGAAGAAGAUAAGCAACAGUAAGUUCUACCCCUGAGACCUCGGUCUGAGAGGCCCGCCUCAUGCUGGACGCUGUUUUUCAUCUUGGGCUGAAUCUUUCAUUAUUACACCAAAAUGAUAAGAAACCAGUGUUACCUAGAAAUGAUAUUUAUUUAAGGGUUGUGGCUUUUUCACAAAUGCCCUCGGCAACCAGCAUAAUGCUUGAGUCUGUAGUCAAACUCCUCCAUCUUCCAGUGAUGGUUUUUAUUCUGUUUCUGUGACCCGCUCUGAGCUCAGGUGUGAAUCUGUUUGUUUCCAUGGUUUUAUUUGAUGUUGAAGUCUGAUGAAUGAAAUGAAAUCCAACAGCAUGAAAAUGGUUCUAUAUUUAAAUGAAGGCAGACCAUGUUUCUCCUCCUCUGACAUUAUAAUGAUCUGAAAUAAAUAAAGUGUGUUUG